Messenger RNA from Musa acuminata AAA Group (dessert banana), 1134 nucleotides. Its product is annotated as ras-related protein RABA3. The transcript has 2 exons. Gene Ontology annotation, molecular function: GTPase activity; GTP binding. Bases 235 to 1005 code for a protein of 256 amino acids. The record is from RefSeq and is a predicted model, not a curated record. Gene Ontology annotation, biological process: vesicle-mediated transport. Gene Ontology annotation, cellular component: endosome. NCBI's taxonomy places the organism in Eukaryota, Viridiplantae, Streptophyta, Magnoliopsida, Zingiberales, Musaceae.
AGGGUGAGUUGCUGGCCAUGGUGCAUUGGAUACAGCAAAGUCACUCGCUUUCUACCAAGUGUUGAUGCUCUCCAUGGUCAUCGAAUACUAGUUGCAUUAGUUCUUGGCAUCAUUGUCAUCCACUUUUGGAUGGGGCCGCUGGUGCUACCUGCUUCUUUUAAAGAAGAAGACUUCUUUUCUAAGGCAGCAUCAUCAAUAUAUGCCACCUAAUUCCUGGGUGAUGUUUCUCUAUUAAUGCUUGUGUAUCCUCCUCCCCUUCCCGAGCCCAGCUUCCGACAGCAGCCACAACAAGAAUCGGAAGAGGCGACAGCGAUGGAAGACGAGUGGGGUGCGGAGAGGGCGGCGGAGAUCGACUACGUGUUCAAGGUAGUGGUGAUCGGCGACUCGGCCGUCGGGAAGACGCAGUUGCUGUCGAGGUUCACCAAGGACGAGUUCUGCUUCGACUCCAAGUCCACCAUCGGCAUCGAGUUCCAGACUCGAACCAUCGUGCUCAACCGCAAGCGCAUCAAGGCCCAAAUCUGGGACACUGCCGGCCAGGAGAGGUACCGAGCGGUCACGAGUGCUUACUACAGAGGAGCUCUCGGUGCCAUGCUGGUGUACGACAUCACCAAAAGGCCGACGUUCGAUCACGUGGCGAGGUGGGUGGAGGAACUGCGAGCGAACGCGGACAAGGCCAUCGUCAUCAUGUUGAUCGGGAACAAGUCCGACCUCGCUGAAAAAAGGGCGGUGUCCACCGAGGACGCCGUGGAGUUUGCGGAGGAACAAGGGCUGUUCUUCUCGGAGGCGUCUGCACUCAGUGGCGACAACGUGGAGAGCGCGUUCUUGAGGCUGAUAGAGGAAAUCCAUGGAGUGGUGUCAAGGAAGGACUUGGAGAGCGACGAAGGCAGCAGAGACGGUGGGAACGAUCUGCUGAGACUGAAGGGGAACAAGGUGUCGGUUCUUUCUGAGGUCUCAAUGAUGGAAACCAGUGCCCUGAGAAAAGGAACUCGGUGUGCUUGUUCCUGACAUGGCCAGGACGCAGAAAUCAUAGCGCCCAUGAAGAGGUUUGAGAGGGAAAGGAAUGAAUGGUUGAUUGUGCUUUUCUCAACUGUUAGUCAAGUUUUCUGCAUAUCGAUAGUUUCAUUUUUCGCUUUA